Molecule: messenger RNA, 1994 nt
Organism: Bacillus rossius redtenbacheri
Lineage: Eukaryota; Metazoa; Arthropoda; Insecta; Phasmatodea; Bacillidae
Exons: 5
Coding region: 494-1828 (444 amino acids)
Molecular function (GO): nucleic acid binding
Source: RefSeq, a predicted model, not a curated record
ACUAAAUUACCGUAUAAUGAUGUUAAAUAAAAUUUUACAAAAAAAGUAACUAUCUAUGUACAAUAUUAUUAAUAUUAAUGAUCUCGCAUGUGUGUAAAUGAAACAGUGAGAGAAGUGGUGUGUUGGCAAUGAUUAGAACGAAAUAGUUCCAUAGCCAAAAUAUAUAUUUUUUGACUUUCCGCGUGUAUUUAAGAAUUUGUUUGGGUAUUUGUUAAGUUUGAACAUUUUUUUAAAUCUCUGGUGAAAUAAAAACGUUAUGUUAACGGUAAAAAAAUAUUACGUGCCGAAACCGUGGUCGCGCAUUAAUAAUGUUAAUAGUCACUUGUUUGUUUUCUCUUUCAGCCGUUUGUCUGCAGUCUGCAGUCUGUACGCCAUAUUGCAGUGUGUUUUAAUAUAUUACUGACCGUGAAAUAACGUACAGUUUGUGUUUCAGGAUUUUGUGUUAAUAUUGUGUAUUUUAACUUUGUUAUAUUAUUUAUUAUCUACUAUUAUAAUGAUGGAAUUUGUUAUCGUUUUGAUAUUUUGUGUGGUUCUUGUGAUUGCUGUAAUGGUAAUUGGUUCCGGGAUGGGGAAAGCUACUUCGUCGCAGCGUCAGAUGGACAUCAUUAACGUCGCUCAGAACUUAUAUGUUUUAAUUAGAAAAGGCGACUUGAAGAAAUGUGACGUUACGCAGACGACCGCGUUUCUUCUCAACAUCGCAAAGUCAACUGUUCUCAAGUACUACAAGAAAGACAUUGAAGAAGUUUCAACACCAGGAAAAAAGAGGAAAAAAAGGCCACAGGAAGGAAAGUCACUUGACACAGUCGACGAUUUCACAGUAAAUGCAAUCAGGAAUGCAAUUUACAGGAUGUACGCUGAAGGUUUGAAUGUUACAGUCGACACCAUUUUGAAAGAAAUCAGGGAAAGACAAAUAGAUUAUUAUGGUGGAAGAUCAAGUCUUCAUAAAUUGUUAAAGAAGAUGGGAUUUUCAUGGACAACUGUUGAUGGACGAAAAGCUUUGAUAGAGAAUGAAAACAUAGUAUUGCAGCGAAUAGAUUUCUUGAGAAAGUAUAAAGAAGAAAAAGAAAGAGGUGCCAAUUUCAUAUUUGUUGAUGAAACAUGGAUUUUCCAGAGAGGCAAGGCAUUAAUUUAUUUGAAAAUUUGUUCUGUGGUCCAAUACAAAGUAUUUCAUUUCCAUUUCAUAUAUUUUUCAGGAACUGUAUCAAAGUCAUGGCAGGACAAGAGUCUACAAUCUGCGAAGAGACGUACUGUUGGAGAUGGUAAAAGGUUUAUUGUUGUUAAUGCUGGAGGGCGCACUGGCUUUGUGCCAGGAGCAGGAUUACUUUUUGUUUCAGGUCAGAAGACUGCAGACUACCAUGGCGAGAUGAAUGGGGAAACUUUCUUGAUGUGGUUUGAAGACAUGUUGGUGCAUCUUGAGGAACCCAGUGUCAUCAUAAUGGACAAUGCUUCAUAUCACAGCACCCAGGUUGAGAAAACACCUACAACGAACUGGACCAAGGCUGCACUGAUCGCGUGGCUGGAGAAGAAUGGGAUAAAACAUGAAAAUAAUUUGUUGAAAGUGGAGCUGCUGAGAAUAGCUAAACAAAACAAGCCCCGAAUACGAUGGGCGAGGUGUGUGGAUCACGUGGAGAAGCUAAUUCAAGCAGACUGGGAGAGAGAAGUCCACAUAGACAGCGGCACCAUUCCUCCACUCAUCAUCCACCUCGGCGAGGAUAGUUCAAGUGAAGACAGUGACAGCGAAGAAUUUGAGGUUACGACACAGCAAGUAGAUGGAGACAGUGAAGUACUGGCAGUUCCUCUUGAUGAUUUACCCGGGUGUUCUUAUUGAGGUCUGUAUGUAAUAAACACCUGGGCAACUGUAAGUAUUGGGGUUUGAAACAUUUUUUUUUCUUUUAUGCAUUCCCAUUAAGUAUGUUGAUUACUGGAACUUUAUGUAUUAACUUUAUAUUACACGUAUUAUGAAAUUAAUAAUAAAUUUCAUUUCUGGAUUCGUA